AAUGCCAUCUUCGAAAGAAGGCCACGGAAGAAGAUUAACGCUACACACGCCACCAUUUUGUGGGCAUUGCUGCUUGUGCAGUUAGAAGAGACGGUUCUGUGUAUAAGAUUAUAAAAUUCUUUAAAUAAAUUCACACAUCAAAAACACAAAAAAUGUCACGUUAUCGUGAAUGGGAUCUUUCGUGCAAGGUAUAUGUCGGCAACCUGGGAAAUAGUGCAAGCAAACACGAAAUUGAAACUGCAUUCAGUAAAUACGGCCCACUUAGGAAUGUGUGGGUUGCUAGAAAUCCACCUGGAUUUGCCUUUGUAGAGUUUGAAGAUCCACGUGAUGCAGAAGAUGCAGUUAGAGGAUUAGAUGGAACACGUUGCUGUGGAACCAGAGUAAGAGUAGAAAUGUCUUCAGGAAGAAGUCGACGAGGAGGUGGUGGGCGUAGACCCGGUCCAAGAUACUCCAGGUCCAGAUCUCGAAGUCCUCGAAGGAAAUCGUUGGGUCGUUAUCCAAGGUCCUGGUCAAGAAGUCCGCGCAGAUCACCGAUAAGCCGAUAUUCCAGGUCAAGGUCCCGUAGCCCUCGCAGAAGAUCUCUGACUCGUAGCCGCAGCCGAGACCGCCGUUCUCGUUCGGAUUCCCGUGAUAGACGUUAGGUGCUAAAAGUGUUCGAGAGAACGGACCGACAAAAUGUGCCGGAUGGAAGACAAAAAAGAAACUCGAUUUUAUAUGUAAAUAUACGAAAGAAAACAAAAAAAAAUAUAAUCGUUACCACGCGUACAUACUCGGACGAAGCAAUGAUAAUAAAGAAUUUAAAAAGACAUUUGUAAGAGAUAUGGAAAAAAAAUGAACAGACACGUACAGAAUGUUUAGUAUUUAAGCUGUUAACUUUCUACACGCAUCAGACUUCACGUACGUGUGUAAUAUUAACAUUAAGACACUUAAACACGCGUGUGUUACGCAUACACCACGAACACACAUACAAAUUGCAUUAAUUCAUACACACACACUGAUGCAGUAUACACGCAUCCAAAAUUUUUGUGACAAGGGCUAUCAAGUGCGUUGAAUCAACGAAAUGUGCUCAUUGCUUUUUAAAGUGUACGAGUGAAAAGGAACAAGAAUUAAGUUACAAUUAAGAACGAUUAUAAUGAUAAAACAACGGUUAGUGUUGUCUCGACUUCAAGAUCGACUAAAGGGCCAGACAGACAUUUUGCUGUGAAGAAAAGUUACUGGAGAAAGAGAAUCGUCGUUUUAUGUUGUAUUAUUUUGUACUCUUACGAAUCUAAGACUUUAAAAUAAAAGCGUAUCGUAUAA
Molecule: messenger RNA, 1299 nt
Organism: Osmia bicornis bicornis
Lineage: Eukaryota; Metazoa; Arthropoda; Insecta; Hymenoptera; Megachilidae
Gene: Rbp1
Product: RNA-binding protein 1
Exons: 7
Coding region: 153-641 (162 amino acids)
Biological process (GO): mRNA splicing, via spliceosome
Cellular component (GO): nuclear speck
Molecular function (GO): RNA binding
Source: RefSeq, a predicted model, not a curated record